GUAGGCUUUCGUCGUCUACCUCUCCGGUGGCCUCUCUCGCUCGCCACCCAGUCGAGUCGCCGCCGACGCAUCCUCGUCGUGUCGUCGCGGCGGCGGGCACUGGCAUCCCUCGCACAUGGCGGCCUCCCUGCGGGGCCUCCCGCUCCCGCUCUCGCCGCCGCCUCUGGCUCCCCCGUGCGCGUCCUGUCGGCGCCUCGCCGCCCCGCCGCCGCGGACCCGCAGCAGCGUCUCCGGGGUCCGUGCGGGGGCGGAUGGUGCCCCGCGGGCGCCGGAUCCCGUGGAGGUGGUCGGCGUCGGGAGCCGCAAGGACGCCGUCAUCGACUUCUGCCUGGGCUCCCGCACCCUCUCCUCCACCCCUAUCCGCUUCUGGACCAUGCAUGUCGUGGAUAAUUUUUCCGUACAGUUAAUACAAAGAAGCCACGGAGAAGAUGUUGUAGUCAGAGACUUGGAACCUCCAUUAUCUCUUCAGCCCUGCCCACCAGCGGUUAUUCUUGUUGCAAGUGCAGGACAGGAUGCUGACCAUAUUACUGCGAUGGAGCUCCUUAGUAAAGUGAAAUCUGCUGGUAAGCUGGCUGCAUCAAUAUUUUUGAAGCCCUUUUGUUUUGAGGGACAAAGACGGCAAUUAGAGGCAGCUGAUUUUAUUGGCAAACUUCAAAUGUGCUCAAACUUUCACAUUGUUAUUGAAGCUGAUUCACUGCUUGAGACGGAAGUGGAAACCCUUGCGGAAGCUUUGGAAAGUGCCAACAACGCUGUCCUGUCAACUAUUAGCAUGAUAUCUGUCAUGAUGUCUGGGCUAAAUCAGAUGUUUCGGAGUUCUAUUAAUGCUCAAAUUAUGGAAGUCCAUCCUGAGGAACUGGGAAAACUACUUAGAAGUUACGGGGAAGCCAGAGUUGGAUUUGGUGCUGGUUAUAACAUCCAGUCUGCAAUUAAGCAAGCUGUCUUCCACUGUCCAUUUCUUCGUGGUGGAAUCAAGGACCUGAACAAUGUGGUUUUUCUCUCCAUUACGAGUUCUCGAACAUUUUCUGAAAGCGAUAUGAUCUCCACUUUGCACAUCUUUCGCCGGGUUACAGGGUUCAAGGAAGAUAUUAUAUUUUCUAGAAAUUGUGAACCUGAUUUAGAGCCAAAACUGGUAGUAGUUUCUCUCUUAACUGUGAGAAACAGCAUUGAUAAGAACGUGCCAUCAGUCAAGGAGGGGUUUCUUUCAGGUUUGGCCUUGCAUUUUCCUUUUGUACCCUCUCUUAUGGGAGGAGAUAUCCCUGACGAGAAACAAGCUACACUGAAGCAACUGCUCGGCAGUGGAUUGAGUUUGGCAGAGCAGGAAUUCUCACAACUUUCCAGUGCUUUUUCCAAUGCCACUGUUAAUAAUUUAUUUCCUGAGGAAACAGAAAUUAUGAAAUCUGAAAGGGAAUAUAAGGAGAAAAUGCACACAGAAUUUCAAGAGGCUAAAUGUAAACCAGAUGGGGAAAUUAACAAAGAUAGUGAAAGAGAGAAUUUAGGUUCAGAGCAGGAGCAUAAGUUCUGGAGCAAUUCCCCUGGUUUUGGGAUUGCUCAGUUAUGGGCUAAAGUGCGAAUGACAUCAGAUAGAGGCACUCAGAACAAUGACAUUAAUAUUAUCAUUCUUCCAGUUGGUGUGAAAUCUCCUGAAGUUCAGUGUGGUGCAGAUAAACGACCUGAAGCUCAUAGCAGUGCCAGUAGCCCAUCUGUAGCUUCUGGAUAUGCUGCCUUUGGAGUAUCGUUUUCUGACAUUGGCUUGGAGAAAGUAACGGAAAUGUACAGCUCUGCAGUGACAUUUUUAAAGGGAAGAAUGGAUAGAUCUCGGAAGCGUGGAUCAGUUGCUAAUCGGGCUGCACUAAUGCUUGAUGCAGAAAGAGAGCUGGAGAAAACAUGGAGCCCCAUAGUUGAAAUACAGUUUGGAGGAGGUAUAUACAGAGGGAGGUGUCAAGAAGGUGUCCCUGAAGGAAAGGGCCGUGUAACCUUCAGUGAUGGGAGCUUUUACGAUGGACUCUGGAGGUAUGGCAAGAGAUCAGGUCUAGGGACUCUCUAUUAUAGUAACGGUGACGUAUUCCAUGGAACAUGGAGGGAUGACCUUUUCCAUGGAAAGGGCUGGUAUUAUUUUCACAGUGGUGACCGCUGGUUUGCGAACUUUUGGAAGGGGAAGGCUAAUGGUGAAGGUAGAUUUUAUGCCAAGGAUGGGAGUGUCUUCUUUGGCAAUUUUCAAAAUGGAUGGCGCCAUGGGGAGUGCCUAUUGAUAGAUGCAAACGGAUCAAGGUGGAUUGAAGUUUGGGAUGAUGGUGUACUCAUUGGUCAAACUAAGUUGGAAAAAUGAGACAAGACUGCAAACUAUUUCCUAGACUUUAUUGGUAAUGUUGGUGCAUAGAAGCUUCAAAUUGCAAAUACCACAGUACAUCUUGAUAGUACAUACGUGCCUGUUGGAAGCACUGUUGUAGAGUUGAUUCCUAAUUUCUGAAAGCUGCGGUAACCAUUGCUGUAUAUAUCCCAAGACGAAGGGGAGGAGGCUUUCUUCAUAACGUGGAUGUUCAUAACGUGGAUGUGCCUGAGGGAAAAAGUUACACAACUGCAUCAAACCUACAUGAAGUAGGUUGGAAUGUUUGAUUGAUCUCAUUUAUGGGAUAUUCUCUGGUUAGGCUCAACGCAUGGAUGAACAAGCUCUCGUGGUCUUGCCCCCUCAAUUCCAGCUGAGUAGUACCUGAUUUUCCACAGAUGGGGCCAUCAAUUCCAGUUGAGUAGAGUACGUCAUUUUCCACAGAUGGGGUCCCGCAGGCCACAGCGCCCUUCCCUUCUCUGUUUCCUGUCACUGUCAGUAUCACCCACACAUUCUGUUCAGUGUUCAAGUAAUGAUACGCAUAUAUUUAAGUUUCUUUGCUCCCACAUGGUUCUUUCAAUAGGUGUACACUUGAUGCAGAAAUUGGGAAGAUAUGACGUUACUAUUUUGCUGUUCAAUCUGAGCUGUUGCCUCAAAUGGUCGCUGGUUGGGUUGUCAUAUCCAUAACAGGCAAGCUCGACAUGCAAUCUGUCUUUGCUUCAGAUGGAUGCAACCCAUCAGAUAGUGUAGUAGUUACCAACAUUUUCAGGGACUAUACUGCAGCCAAUUACCCAACUGAAAAACUAGCACAAGAUCACUUGCUCAUUUAGGUAUAAAGAAAACAACUUUUGAGGGAUAGUCAAGUUUAUUCUGCGAAUGGACGCUAACACAAGUGCUAGUCCUUCUUGGACCAGACAAUACCGGCAAUCCGGCAUCUACAAUAUCCCUCCAUUUGUCUCGAUUAUCCUUGCCGAAAUUACAAGAAACACUUGGACAAUAAGGUAUUCCCCAGAGUCCGAUACUCCAGUAGUUCUAGCUCUGUAUUGAUUGUCAAUUUUUAUUUCAUAUCUCG
Molecule: messenger RNA, 3395 nt
Organism: Oryza brachyantha (malo sina)
Lineage: Eukaryota; Viridiplantae; Streptophyta; Magnoliopsida; Poales; Poaceae
Product: protein ACCUMULATION AND REPLICATION OF CHLOROPLASTS 3
Exons: 17
Coding region: 116-2326 (736 amino acids)
Biological process (GO): chloroplast fission
Cellular component (GO): extrinsic component of plastid membrane; chloroplast outer membrane; cytosol
Source: RefSeq, a predicted model, not a curated record